AUGUUAUCAGCCUUUUUAAAUAUGAUUGUGAUUUCUUUAGCUGCUACUGCUACUGCUAAUGCUCAAUCAUACACACUCGAAUGUAAUGAUCAAGUUCAAGUUCCAUCUGGUUGUUUUGAUUAUGGAUAUUGUGCUGGCGGUGGUUUUAUUGCCAGUUGUUCUGGUCAAGCUUCUGAUUGUCAAAAUGGACAUUCAUUCUGUUUUGCAAAUUGUGUUUGUGUUAGGAACUGA
Melampsora larici-populina 98AG31 is the source of this 231-nucleotide messenger RNA. RefSeq lists its product as uncharacterized. The transcript has 2 exons. Bases 1 to 231 code for a protein of 76 amino acids. The record is from RefSeq and is a predicted model, not a curated record. NCBI's taxonomy places the organism in Eukaryota, Fungi, Basidiomycota, Pucciniomycetes, Pucciniales, Melampsoraceae.